Messenger RNA from Anneissia japonica, 2207 nucleotides. RefSeq names its product zinc metalloproteinase nas-6-like. The record is from RefSeq and is a predicted model, not a curated record. Gene Ontology annotation, biological process: proteolysis. The transcript has 8 exons. Bases 486 to 1751 code for a protein of 421 amino acids. Gene Ontology annotation, molecular function: zinc ion binding; metalloendopeptidase activity. NCBI's taxonomy places the organism in Eukaryota, Metazoa, Echinodermata, Crinoidea, Comatulida, Comatulidae.
UUGUAGUAAACUGAAUAGGGUAAUUGUGUCCCUUGUUUGUACCAUGUUUGUACACACGCUCUCAAUUCCCUUAAAGGCCCCUCUAGGCUUCUGUAGUACUGCUGUAUUUGAACCGCAGUACAAAAUUGUGUGACGUCAUGAAAUAUCAACAAUGGAAUAAUAACAGUGUGGCGUAGAUUUAUUGCGUGAUUGAAGCGGAGCUCGGUAAGCAAGCACAAAAGAUUUCACCCGAGAAACUAACAAUUACCUUCAGUUUUUAUCGUAGACAGUGAACCUUGCUUUGCAUAGUUUCAUUGAUCCGAUUCAAAGUUUGGACAACUGUAGAAGUUUUUAUUGACUGCAUCUCGGCAAAAACACCACUCACCGCCAUCGCGGCAGGAAUUCAGCGAUACCAAUAAUUACAGAAAACGUCCUGGAGUCAAACUGUCAAACUUGUUGAGUGGUCAGACAAUUUUGGUGCGAACUUUUGUUUUCUUAUAAUUAUAAUGGAUAUUAUUUUGAAAAGACUGACUUCGGUUUACUUUCUUGUAAUUGUUUACUCUUGUUUCUUGAAUAUACGGACAACAUGUGCUCCAGUAAAAGAAGAUGAUCGUCGACCAUGGGAGAUUAACACAGGUUUAUGUCCACCAGCAUUGGCUGACCUCUGCAAUUCUGGUGAUGGAGUGACAACACAGCAUGCUUCUAGUAGAAUUAUUGAUGACAUAUCUGCCCCAUCUAUGUCUCUCUUAACAAAACCAAAACAAAAACUCGAUUCCCAAAAUAGCUUUUCAUCACCGUUCUUUGAAGGGGAUAUUGUUUUGGACUUGGACAGUCAAUUCUGGCUUGCUAAGCAGAACCUUGAGGAUAGUAGCAAACGAAAAACACGAGCAAUACGUAAACCCAAGAGUAAAUUAUGGCCAGGAGGUAUCAUCCCUUAUGAACUGGAUACCACAUUUGAUAAGAAGACCGUCGACACUAUAAGAGGAGCAAUGCGACAAUGGGAAAGACAUACAUGCAUUGAUUUCAGAAAGAAAAAAAAGGCCGACAAAGACUAUAUCCAAUUCAAAUUUCAGCCUGGGUGUUGGUCUUACAUUGGUCGGCAAGGGGGAAGGCAGUUGGUUUCUCUUGGUCCUGGAUGUGCCAUUCCUGGAACUGUGUUACAUGAACUCGGGCAUGCAAUUGGAUUCUGGCAUGAACAAGGUCGCAGAGACAGGGAUGAUUACAUUACAAUAGUAGACAAAAAUGUAGCGCCUGGACUGGAGAAGAACUUUGGAAAAAUUGACAAAGCAAACGUCACGUCCAUGGGGUUUAUGUAUGAUUACCAGAGCGUUAUGCACUAUGGAGCAUUAUACUUCACAAAGAACGGCAAACCAACCAUUAAAGUUAAAAAACAAUAUAGAGAUUACGGAUUUGAAAUCGGUCAGAGAGACCGUGUUAGUGAUUUAGACAUUGCACAGAUUCGUGCCAUGUACAAGUGUAAUAAGCUACCUGUUAAAGAGAAAUGUUUUCAAAGCAAAGCAGGUGAUGGCCGCGAGUACCGUGGAAAAUUAGAUUAUACCAGAAAAGGGAUAACAUGCCAAAAAUGGUCCUCAAACUGGCCACAUAAACACAACUAUUAUUCCGACGACAAGAAAGUACAGGAAAAGAAAGGCUUUGGCAAUCACAACUAUUGCCGAAAUCCAGGUGGAAGGCGAGAGAGAUUAUGGUGUUUUACGACCCUGAAGAAUAAGGUGUGGGAUUACUGCGAUAUAAAAAUUUGCGAGAAAAAUUAAGGAUCUCUUUAAUCUGGUUUUAAGCUCUGAUUUCAUCCAUGUUUUAAUUAAAACAGAUACAGAGCAAGGAGAUGACAUUACCAAAUAUUGCAUUUUUUCAGGUAUUUAGAUUUGUACCCAUAGAAACAUUUUUUGUCUCACAUUCUGUGGGGAUUAAGAUGAAAUGUUUUGCUAAUUUGUUUAUCAUUCCUGCAGGCUCUAAAGUAUAGUGUGUAUACAAUACAGCAUGUUAAUACACAAUAAAUUUUCUUUGUGGCUUAUGUCAAUAUUGAAAAUUGUGAUUAGAGAAAUAUGUUAACAAUUUGCUAUAUAGUGACUCUACAGCAUGUCAAUCAAAGAUCUUAUAAACACAAGAUAGCGUUCUCCGCGAUUUAUGUGUGCAAAUUCUGUAAUAAGGCAUGAAUGGCGCCCACUUGCUAAAUUGGAAACUUUUGACCCUUGACCGCGCCACUUUAC